This is a messenger RNA of Prunus armeniaca (apricot), 318 nucleotides long. The record is from the annotation of a GenBank genome assembly. Lineage: Eukaryota; Viridiplantae; Streptophyta; Magnoliopsida; Rosales; Rosaceae.
AUGACGUACGAGUCAAGUAGUGAUGAAGACGAUGAUGGAAUAGCAAAAGCUCCAACAAAAUGGCCCAAGAAAGAUCCCGUCAUUGAGGAAAUUAAUGUUGGGAUUUCGAAAACUGUGGCUUUAUCAAAGACUCCAGUCGAAGUUGAAUUUGCUCUACCUAUUCAAGACACUACUGCAAUUAUAACACAUGAAACGAGUGUUCUGCAGCCUCGAAAGAAAGCACUCCCCUCAGAGGCUAUAUUGGAGUCACUUCAAGGCCUGAGAGAUUACUUGGCUGCAGCAAAGGCUGCCACCACUUCUUCAUACAAUUCCUCCUAA